Molecule: messenger RNA, 696 nt
Organism: Colletotrichum orchidophilum
Lineage: Eukaryota; Fungi; Ascomycota; Sordariomycetes; Glomerellales; Glomerellaceae
Exons: 2
Coding region: 1-696 (231 amino acids)
Molecular function (GO): iron ion binding; oxidoreductase activity, acting on paired donors, with incorporation or reduction of molecular oxygen; monooxygenase activity
Source: RefSeq, a predicted model, not a curated record
AUGCGAGACCUGUUCAGUUGUGCCAAGAGGAAACGCAAAAGAGACUACUAUGAUUAUUUCGUCUACCACAGACAGCGGUCAAUCUUUGCCGAGAAGCCGUACGCAGAGAACAAAGCAAAGCAAGAGUGGCUUUUCCUCGGCAUGAUAUCAGGCAAACUCCAACUACAAGAUAACAUCACCGAGGUGGUUUAUUGGCUGGGACGCAACUCGCAUACUGUCUUGGAAGACUACACAGACCGCGACGUUCUGGCCAGGCUCAAGAACACAGAGAUGUGCAACUCUCUCAAGUUCAAUCUUUCUUUCGCUCACAACGCUAUGGAAAACGCUGUUGCCAUGUACACCGGGUCAUCAAAGUUCCUCUCGGCGGAACCUCAUCUGGCUGUUUGGGCCAUGCAGCCUGAUCCCAAGUCAUCAUCUGAUUGGUCAUUUAUCCGCCUCAUUAGAUGUGUCCGACUGGCCAGUCGUGAUAUAUCUGAUGAUUACGUGGCUUAUGAGAUGAUUGAUAACCUCCACUCGGCCCAAGCCACCGUCAGUGUUGCUUUGACAUAUGUGGUCCACCACCUGAACCAGAACCCUGGCUGGACGGCCAAGGCCCGCGCUCAGAUCGAGGCGUUGCCGGGGGAGGACGAUGGCCUCCCGGUCUGGCAGCGAAUCGAAAAAUCCCCUAUUCUGGAAGCUUCCCUGAGAAAGUCCUAA